Trachemys scripta elegans is the source of this 706-nucleotide messenger RNA. RefSeq lists its product as uncharacterized. NCBI's taxonomy places the organism in Eukaryota, Metazoa, Chordata, Testudines, Emydidae. The coding region runs from base 98 to 706 and encodes 202 amino acids. The transcript is spliced from 8 exons. The record is from RefSeq and is a predicted model, not a curated record.
AUGUACAAACAGCUGGGAGGACAAGAAGGAGCUGCAUUGUGCGUCUGGAAUUCCUUGAAACAGAAUUUUGGAGUGCUGAGUUGAGCAUCAUAUCAAAAUGAAUCUUUUCUGUUUUUCAUUGGAAGGCUCCAUGGACAGCUUGUAUGAGCCAGUCCAAGAACACCAAGACCCCAACGAGACCAUUAGCAUCAGCAGCAGAGCUAGCACUCCACUGAGCACCUAUGUGAAAUGUGGACCUCCAGACAGAUCUCUGUCUUUGGAAUUUUCUGAUUUUGAGAACACUCUGACAAGAAAGAAAAAAUCCAUCCAGAAGUCCAUGUCUGAAAAUGAAGCAUUUGACAGGAAAAAUGUGAAUGGCGCACUUUGGCAGAAUUCCAAGAAGCCUGAGAAUGAUUCGUACAUCAAAAGGCACUGUCAGCUUGAAGAGCGCAAUGAAGAUUUUUCUAUUGCUGAUAGGAUACACUUACUGCAAGGAAAAAAGAUAGAAGAAACCACAUGUCAGGUGAUGACUUAUGAACAGUGGAUCCCACCUCGAGUUCACGGUCUGACUGAGCCCAGUAACAGUGAAAUGGUUCCAGAAUCAGACGAUAAUAAAGCUGAAUCAAUGGGAACAUUAAAACGAUUGCAGAAAUUGGUCCGAACCAAGAAAGCCAGUAUACAUAGUUUGGAUGAUGUCAAACAUGUUUUGAUACCUCUCAGUAAGUAA